Ipomoea nil (Japanese morning glory) is the source of this 1013-nucleotide messenger RNA. Its product is annotated as ABC transporter I family member 17-like. Gene Ontology annotation, biological process: phosphate ion transmembrane transport. NCBI's taxonomy places the organism in Eukaryota, Viridiplantae, Streptophyta, Magnoliopsida, Solanales, Convolvulaceae. Gene Ontology annotation, cellular component: membrane. Gene Ontology annotation, molecular function: ATP hydrolysis activity; ATP binding; phosphate transmembrane transporter activity. Bases 111 to 887 code for a protein of 258 amino acids. The record is from RefSeq and is a predicted model, not a curated record. The transcript is spliced from 4 exons.
UUUCCCAAGGUUGGGGUGAAGCCCACUGCCCAUAUAUUAUAUUACCAAUUCAUUUUUUUGGGGAAAAGCUCAAUCUUCAAUUCCACCAUCUGAUCUGAGACAGUUGUUUAAUGGAGGUUCCUGAAGAAAGAGAGCUUCUGCUUAUGGUGGAUGGGGAUGAUGAGGCAGCUGGAACCAAGAUUCAGGUGAAGGGGCUUACAAGGGUUUCAGACAAGGGUCUUACUCUUCUCAACCAGAUCACCUUAGAUAUACCCAGAGGUCUGAUCAUGGGGAUCAUUGGCCCUAGUGGCAGUGGAAAGUCAACGUUCCUCAGAGCACUCAACCGCCUAUGGGAGCCUGCAAAUGCCACAGUCUUCUUGGAUGGCAAAGACAUAUGUGAUCUUGAUGUCCUCAGCCUUCGCUGCAAAGUCGGCAUGCUCUUUCAGCUCCCUGCUCUCUUUGAAGGCACAGUUGCAGACAAUAUCAGAUAUGGGCCACUUUUAAGGGGGAAGAAGCUAAGUGAUGAUCAAGUCCUGAGAUUGCUUAGUCUUGCAGACCUUGACUCCUCUUUCUGCAACAAGCCUGGUGGUGAACUGUCUGUUGGCCAAGCUCAGAGGGUUGCACUUGCUAGGACCUUAGCUAAUGAGCCAGAGGUUCUCCUGUUAGAUGAGCCAACCAGUGCACUCGAUCCAAUAUCGACACAGAAUAUUGAGGAUGUUCUCGUCCGGUUGAAGAAGGAGAAGAGAAUGACCAUUGCAAUGGUGUCUCACAGCAUCAAGCAAAUACAGAGAAUAGCUGAUGUGGUCUGCCUUCUUGUUGAGGGUGAGAUUGUGGAGGUUCUGAAGCCUGAUCAGCUCUCUCAAGCUAAGCAUCCCAUGGCACAAAGGUUUCUUCAACUAAGCUCAUAGUUUUCUUUUGGUAUGUAUUGUGUGUUUAUUAUGUACGAAGGAAACAAAAACACUUGUUAGAACUGUAUCCUCUCCUGUAAUAUCUGGUGUAUCAAAUAUAAAUCUCAAGCAAAUUAGAGUGGCGCA